CUUUUUUCUGCCCAAAAAAUCCGCGGUCUCACUCUUUCGUUUCUUAAAACAUCAAAACAAAAAUUAAUUUAUAUAUAUAUGUAUAUAUAUAUAUCUGGAUAUAUAUAAUUUAUAUAACUUUCUCUCUCUGUUAAUUAUAAAUUCACACCAUCCUCUCCCUCUCUCCCUCUCUCUCCUCUUUGAAGAAAUUUCUUCUAUCUGUUUAUUGUCUCUCUUACUCUGUGUAUUUAUCUGCGAAACUUAGGGUUUUGUUUCUCACACUACCAACAAACAACACACAGCUUCAGAGGUACGUUUUGGUUCAACAAUUUCUUCCAUAUUGUUUUGUCUCAACGAUCUUACUUCACUCCCCUACAAUUUCUUUUUUUCAUUUUUGGUUUUGAUCCCGAUUUGGUUCAAUUUCAUUCUUCCUUCUUAAUUAUUAUUAUUAUUAUUUUUAAUUAUUUACGUCGCUUUUGGAUUGAACAAUUUGAUUUUGACCUGCAAUACCUGUAAUUUCGUCAGGGGAUGUGUAUCGAACGAUCAUCAAUCUCAAAAAUUUUAGGUCAGUUUUUAUGCGUGUGUUUUCUUGUGUUUCGAUCUCAAAUUAGGGUUUGCUUUUGUUUUUCUAUUUGUUGAAUAGGUUAUUAGUUAGGAAGAUCUUUGUUUUAGGUCUAGAAAUGGCGGUUUCUGUGGAUUGAAAAAGGUCAUUUCUGGGUAACUGAGUGUGGUGCUGGGUGGGUACCGGGUAGGAGGUGGGUUAGGAUGACAGAUAUUCAGCAACAAUUACAGCAGAAGCCUGAGAGCACUGCGGAUGCCCGGUCUGAAUUUGAGCGGGGGUUGGAGGAAUUAAUGCGUGGGCAUUUGGAUGAUUGUAUGUCGUAUGCAUCCUGUAGCUCCUCGCGUAAUACCGAGGAUGAGGAUGAUGAGGGUGAUCAGCUUGUGAGGAGGAGGAGGAGGUCGGAUCUUGAUGGUGAUGACCUGGCUGAAUCUUCUGCCGCCCGGAGGCGUCACUCUCGCAUUUUGAGUAGGUGGGCUGCCCGGCAGGCCCAGGAAAUGAUUACAACUAUUGAGAGGAGGAAUCGUGAGACUGAGUUGAUGGCACUUGCAGGUUUGCAUACCGUUUCCAUGCUUGAUUCGUCCUUUUUGAGGGAGUCGCAGUCUCCAACUUCAAGGCGGCAGGGUAAUGUUGAAAGACCGAGUACCCGAGCAUCGUCUAUUCUGCAAAUGUGGCGAGAGUUGGAGGAUGAGCAAUUGUUGAGUCGAGCCCGUGAAAGGGUAAGGGAAAGAUUGAGGCAGCAGAGGAGUGUUGAGUCUAAUACAAAUCUGUCGAGCACAAACAUGUCUGAAAGCCGGGGGAGUGAGAAUCAGGUUAGUUUGGAGGAUGCAAGUGAGAGUGAGAAUGACUUUGGAGCAUGGUCCCAUGAUCAGACGGGCCAGCAGAAUGAACAUGGAGACCGUGACAGUUCUAGCCGUGAACAGUCUCCUGAUCUUGGUGAAGUUGAGAGAGAGAGGGUUAGGCAAAUUGUUCGGGGAUGGAUGGAGACUGGCAUUAGUGAUCAUUCAUCUAACAUUGCUCAGAGGAGCAAUAGUCCAAGAGCAGAAUGGCUGGGCGAAAAUGAGCGUGAGAGGGUUAGGAUUGUGAGGGAGUGGAUGCAAAUGACAAGUCAACAAAGAGGUGCCCGUGCUGGGCGGAGGGAAGAACAAGUUGCUGGAGCUGGUAUUCAAGUUGACCAAGUUCGUGUAGGGUCGGUUGCUGACCAUGAUGAAGGCCAGCCAGAGCAUAUUCGCAGGGACAUGCUGAGGUUGCGGGGAAGACAAGCUCUACUGGACUUGCUCGUGAGGGUCGAGAGAGAAAGACAGAGGGAACUUCAGGGUUUGUUGGAGCAUCGGGCUGUUUCUGAUUUUGCUCAUCGCAACCGCAUUCAGUCAUUACUCAGAGGCAGAUUUCUGCGAAAUGAAAGACCUGUUGAGGAGGAGAGACCACCUUCAAUGGCUGCAGGUGAAUUGGUUCAGUUAAGGCAAAGACACACUGUUUCUGGAUUAAGGGAAGGGUUCCGCUCGAGGUUAGAAAAUAUUGUUCGCGGUCAAGUAAGCAACCAUUCUGAUACCCCAUCUAACAAUAAUACCACUGGUUCUAGAAAUGAUCAGACUCAUACAAAUGCUACACAGGAGGUCCAACAUGAAAAUCAUGAGCAGUCACAAUCUAGGAGUCAGGAAAUUGAGAUCCAUCACUUGUCGGAUCAUACUGGAAAUUUGGAAAGCAAUACAGCUGUUGAAAGCAUUAAUCGGCAAGAAACUUCUAAUCAGGGAGAGGAUUGGCAGGAACUAGUUACUGAAGAUGUGAGAGGAAACUGGCAGCAGUCAACCUACGACGAGUUUAAUGAAUGGACAGCUGGCUCUGCAGAAGAUAUGGAUGGAAAUUGGCAGGAAAAUCCAGUUAAUGAUUGGCCCCAGGAAGCGCCAGGAAAUGAAGGUGGAGAAGAAGGUCAUCCUCAAGAAACCCAUGAGGUUUGGCAUGAGGAUGGCUCUCGGGAAGCCGUGGAGAAUUGGUCAGAAGCACCUUCUGACUCCCGUAGGUCCCGGCGUUUCAUUCCAGUUAGAAGAGUCAAUAGAUUUCACCCACCUGAUGAUGAUAAUGUGUACAGUAUGGAGCUCAGGGAACUUUUAAGCCGGAGAAGUGUUUCCAACCUUCUUCGUAGUGGUUUCCGUGAGAGUCUGGACCAAUUAAUUCAGUCAUAUGUGGAAAGGCAAGGCCGUUCUCCCAUUGACUGGGACCUGCAUAGAAACUUGCCCACUCCUGCUUCACCAGAGCAGGAUCCGGAGCAACAGAGGGACGAGCAGAACGAGGAUCAGCAUGAUGCUAUUGGCAGACCUUCACUGGUGCUUCCAUCUCCCCCAGUGCCCCCGCCACAGCCACUUUGGCACCAGGAUUUGCAUCAUUCUAGUUGGCCUCGUCACAGCAUGCAUCGUUCAGAAAUUGAAUGGGAGAUGAUCAAUGAUCUCAGAGCAGACAUGGCAAGGCUUCAGCAAGGUAUGAGUCACAUGCAGAGGAUGUUGGAGGCAUGCAUGGACAUGCAACUGGAGUUGCAACGCUCAGUCAGACAGGAGGUCUCUGCGGCUCUGAAUCGGUCAUCUGGUGGAGAAGGGGUGGCAGAGACAUCAGAGGAUGGAUCUAAAUGGGGUCAUGUAAGGAAGGGAACUUGUUGCGUUUGUUGUGACAGUCAAAUUGAUUCUCUUUUGUAUAGAUGCGGGCAUAUGUGCACUUGUUCAAAAUGUGCAAAUGAGUUGGUUCGUGGCGGAGGAAAGUGUCCGUUGUGCCGGGCACCGAUCGUUGAGGUUAUCCGAGCAUACUCCAUACUGUAAAAAGAAAAGCUCAAAGAAAGAAGUAUAAAUAACGGAAAAGAAUGGGCGAUGAGAUCCACGGCGAGCCAUUUUCAGUCUCAAAUCUCUCUGAAGCUCCUCAGGCUCUCCUAUGUAGAGUGUUUAGUUCCCCUUUUCUUUUUUUAUUUACUUUUUUUUUCUUCGAUUAUAUGUGGAAUGCUUGUAUAAUUGGAAUAACAAAAUGCCACUUUUUUAUUCUUCAUUCUUGCGUAAAUAAAAUGUCCCCUGAAAAUUCUUUUGUUUUUUCUGCUCA
Cornus florida is the source of this 3616-nucleotide messenger RNA. RefSeq lists its product as uncharacterized. The transcript has 7 exons. NCBI's taxonomy places the organism in Eukaryota, Viridiplantae, Streptophyta, Magnoliopsida, Cornales, Cornaceae. Bases 745 to 3345 code for a protein of 866 amino acids. The record is from RefSeq and is a predicted model, not a curated record.